Molecule: messenger RNA, 465 nt
Organism: Caenorhabditis remanei
Lineage: Eukaryota; Metazoa; Nematoda; Chromadorea; Rhabditida; Rhabditidae
Exons: 2
Coding region: 1-465 (154 amino acids)
Source: RefSeq, a predicted model, not a curated record
AUGAGCUCUUCACAAGUGGUCUCCAAUUCUUCUGCAACUCCGAAAAGCAAACUAAAACAGAACCCACCUCUUCCGUCUGAAGAAAUCCAUCUACCUGGACCUCAUCCGGCACGUGGAAUCUACGGAUUUGCCUUGUAUAUUGUAUCUUGGUGUCUUCUUGUUAUUUACUUGAUUUGGGCAAUCACUCCCGUUCCAAUCUUGUACAGAUUAGGCAUCACAUAUAUUCCAUCGAAGCUUUGGGCUCUUUUCAUCGGGAUUUUCUUCCCAUCCGCCGCUUGCCUUUACGUCACGACGAUCUUUCUUGUCAAUUGCUGGAAUUUCCGUGGAUACGCCAUCUUUGACAACGUUCAAGAAGUGAAAAACGAUUUUGGAGAGAGAUCGAAAUCAAAUUCUAUUGACAGUAUUAACGAGAAGCCAGAAAAGAAAUCGAUUGAAGUCAGUUCAAGAAAAGCAAAGAAAUGCUAA